AGAGCUUCGCGUCCUGGACAGCAUGGCCACCGGCCCCCUUGGUCUGUGUCUUCUGGCCACUGUGGCUUUGAUCGUGGACGCCUCUGUCAGCAACUGGUGGAAUUUGGUGCCUAGGAAAACAGUGCCCUACAAAGAACUGAAGGACGUGACAAAGCAUUUUUCCAAGGCAGGGGUGUUUGACUAUACAACAUUGACGUUGGAUCACGCCAAAGGACUUCUCUACGUCGGGGCUCGGGAAGCCAUUUUUGCCCUAAGCACCAGCACUGUGGAGCUCAAGGAAGCGAUCUUCUGGGAGGCUCCAGCAGAGAAGAAAGCAGAGUGCAUCCAGAAGGGCAAAAGUAACCAGACCGACUGCUUCAACUACAUCCGUUUCCUGCAGACCUACAAUAGCUCUCACAUGUACACCUGUGGCACUUAUGCAUUCCAGCCCAAAUGCGCCUACAUUGAUCUGGCCAGUUUCUCUCUCGACAGGCUGUCAUUUGAAGAUGGAAAGGGAAAGUGUCCCUAUGACCCAGCUAAGGGACACACAGGCCUCAUUGUGGAUGGAGAUCUGUACUCGGCAACGCUCAACAACUUUCUGGGCACCGAGCCUGUGAUCCUGCGCAACUUGGGCUUGCGCUCUUCGGUCAAGACGGAGUACUUGCCUACCUGGCUCAAUGAACCCCACUUUGUGGGCUCGGCUUACAUCCAGGAGAGUCUAGGAAGCGAGAACGGUGAUGACGACAAGGUCUACUUCUUCUUCAGCGAGCGGGCCUUGGAGUACGACUGUGACACAGAGCACCUGGUAGCCCGGGUAGCCAGAGUCUGCAAGGGGGACUUGGGUGGAGCCCGCACGCUGCAGAAGAAAUGGACGACGUUUUUGAAGGCACGGCUGGUGUGCUCCAUUCCAGAGCAGCAACUCCAUUUCAACCGGAUUCAGGGGUCCUACACGCUGACCGGGGACUACUGGCGUGACACCAGCUUCUUUGGGGUCUUCCAAGCGCGCUGGGGAGGAGUGGAUGUUUCUGCUGUCUGCCAAUACCAGAUUGAGGAUGUGCAGAAGGUGUUUGAAGGACCCUACAAGGAGUACAGGGAGCAAUCCCAGAAGUGGGGUCGAUACUCAGACCAAGUGCCAACUCCUCGGCCUGGAUCUUGUAUCACUGGUUGGCACCGGCACAACAACUUCCACACAUCCAUGGAGCUGCCGGACAACACCCUCAACUUUGCCAAGAAGCACCCGCUGAUGGACGAGGUGGUGGCGCCCCAAGGGAACCGGCCCUUGCUGGUCAAGAAGGAUGCCAACUUCACCCAGUUGGUGGUAGAGCGGGUGCACGGCCUGGAUGGCAAAGCCUAUGAAGUGCUGUUUGUUGGGACAGAUAAUGGCUGGUUGCACAAAUCUGUGAUGUUGCCCUCGGGUAUCCAUCUUAUUGAAGAGCUACAGAUCUUUGACCAUGCCCAGCCUGUCAAGAGCCUAGUGCUAUCCCCGCAGAAGAGGGUGCUGUUUGCCGGUUCCCACUCCCAAGUUACCCAGCUUCCUGUGGCUGAUUGCAGCAAGUACCACUCUUGUGCCGACUGUAUCCUUGCCAAGGACCCCUACUGUGCCUGGAGCAGGAAUGGUAGUUCCUGUGUUCGCAUUGACACCUAUGACGGGUCCUCGAUGCUCUUCCAGGAUUUGGGAGUGCAGCCAGCAAUCUGCAGCCCCAUGCGGGCGGUCAGACCAGCAGCCAAGAUAAUUGCCAAGAAUAUCACAGUGAUGGCGGGCACAGACCUAGUGCUUCCUUGCCGCCUCACCUCCAACCUGGCCAAGUCCCGCUGGACCUUCAAUGGGCAGGAGCUGCUUGAAGAGCAGACCUCUGUGUUGUAUGACUCCCAUCUCCAGGCCCUGAUCAUCUUGGGUGCCAGCCCAAGGCACACUGGUACAUACAGGUGCUCUCAGGUGGAAGAGCGGAACGAACUGAUGGUGGAAGGCUAUGCGGUAGUGGUGGUCUCUGGCCCGGCCCUGUCGCUGGAGGCACGGGCUCCACUGGAGAACUUAGGCGUGGUAUGGAUGGUGGUGAUUGCUCUGGCAGCCGUGUGUUUGGUGCUUCUGCUGGUGGUGUUAUCCUUGAGGCGCAGACUGAAGGAGGAGCUUGAGAAGGGCUCCAAAGCUAUCGAGAGCACUCUGGUCUACCCCAUCGAGCUGCCCAAGGAGUCCAAGAGCCCCACCUUCAUCCCCAGCACCACCUCAGACUCUGACGAGAAGCUGUGGGACCCAGCCAGCUACUACUACUCGGACGGCUCCCUUAAGAUCGUGCCGGGCCAUGCUGUGUGCCAGAAUGGGGGCACCACCCCUUCUCCCACCGCCAAUGGCAUCCCUGGCCAACCACUCCAGUCCCCGCCCCUCCACUCGCCCAAUCGCAUCAACCUGGGCAACAUCCGAGGCUCUUCUUCCAAUGGCUACAUCCGCCUCAACCUUGGUGCCGAAGAGCGGCCAGACUACAGCGACCUUGCCGAGGAGCUGCGCCGCAAACUCAAACAAAGGCAGGCUCUGCCUGACUCCAACCCUGAGGAAUCGUCAGUAUGAGCUGCGCUGUGGACAUGUACGCUACACAACUACCUCAUAAACAAGGCUGGGAUCACUGCCCUUAGCCAGGACUACUUUUUAAAGAAAUCCUAUUUAAGGACUUGCUUCAGGCGUUCUUUUCCUAACGCCCUCUUUACAUCCACAAUUUUUAUACACUUCCCAUUGCUCCUUCCCAUGUUCUUCAGUGUUUUUUUCCAACUGUGCUUCCUUCUUGGACAUUCCCGGGACCGUGUGGGAGGGAUUUUCAUUCUUCCUUUGCCUUGGACGGUGAGUCUGACCUCACUGACCCAUUGAUGGGCGGACUGUUGGGCCAAGCCCAGGCCUAUUUCUUGUU
Euleptes europaea (tarantolino) is the source of this 2876-nucleotide messenger RNA. It is a transcript of the gene SEMA4C, whose product is annotated as semaphorin 4C. NCBI's taxonomy places the organism in Eukaryota, Metazoa, Chordata, Lepidosauria, Squamata, Sphaerodactylidae. The transcript is spliced from 14 exons. Gene Ontology annotation, biological process: neural crest cell migration; negative chemotaxis; positive regulation of cell migration. Gene Ontology annotation, molecular function: semaphorin receptor binding; chemorepellent activity. The coding region runs from base 23 to 2542 and encodes 839 amino acids. The record is from RefSeq and is a predicted model, not a curated record.